Messenger RNA from Naegleria lovaniensis, 1536 nucleotides. RefSeq lists its product as uncharacterized. The coding region runs from base 1 to 1536 and encodes 511 amino acids. The transcript has 3 exons. Lineage: Eukaryota; Heterolobosea; Eutetramitea; Acrasida; Naegleriidae. Gene Ontology annotation, molecular function: dihydrolipoyl dehydrogenase (NADH) activity; flavin adenine dinucleotide binding. Gene Ontology annotation, cellular component: mitochondrion; oxoglutarate dehydrogenase complex. The record is from RefSeq and is a predicted model, not a curated record.
AUGAAAUCUUCUCCAUUAUUUUUCGCUGUGUCUUCUAAAAUUUCAUCCUGUCGUAAACUCUUUGUCACUCAAUCGUGGCGAAAUUAUUCUUCUGCUGCUCAACAACCACAUGAUUUAAUUGUCAUUGGUGGUGGUCCUGGUGGAUAUGUGGCUGCCAUUAAAGCCUCUCAACUCGGGCUUAAAACUGCGUGUAUUGAAAAGAGAGGAUCUUUGGGAGGAACUUGUUUAAACGUUGGAUGCAUUCCGUCAAAAGCAUUGUUACAUGCUUCACAAAUAUAUUAUGAUGCCACUCACUCAAAUUUUUCAAAAUGGGGAAUUCAAAUGAGUCCAGUGAAUCUUGAUUUUCCAUCCAUGCAACAACAAAAGGACAAGUCUGUGAAAAAUCUAACCUCGGGUAUUGAAUUUCUUUUUAAAAAGUACCAAGUCGAUUAUUUCAAAGGAGAGGGUACCAUUUUAGGUAAUGACCAAGUUCUUUUCAAAUCCAAUCAAACCGAUUCUGAACAACUUCUUUCCACUAAAAACAUUCUCAUUGCCACAGGUUCUGAAUCCUCUCAAUUGCCCUUCCUUCCCUUUGAUGAAAAAUUUGUGCUUUCCUCUACAGGAGCUCUCUCCCUCCAACACAUUCCAAAACGAAUGAUUGUCAUUGGAGCUGGUGUUAUUGGUUUAGAAUUGGGCUCGGUAUUCAAUCGAUUGGGAUCUCAAGUCACUGUCCUAGAGUCGAAUACGGAGCGAAUAUCUCCCUUCCUCGAUCGAGAAGUCUCUCACACGUUGAAGAAAAUACUUGAAAAACAAGGAAUGACUUUCAAAUUGGGAAUUUCAGUCACCAAUGGCCAUGUAGACACUCUCAACAAAAAAGUCAUGCUUGAAUUGGAGUCCAAUGCGAAAGGAAGUACUAAGGCCAAGGAACAAAUCGAAGCAGAUGUUGUUUUAGUAUGCAUUGGUCGUCGUCCCUACACCCAACGUUUGGGUCUGGAAAAUGUUGGAAUUUCACUCGAUGAAAAAGGUCGAAUUCCAGUCAAUGACCAUCUACAAACCUCAUCGCCAAGCAUUUAUGCCAUUGGAGAUGUCGUCAGAGGCCCCAUGUUGGCUCACAAGGCCGAGCAUGAAGGUUUUUCUGUGGCUGAAUACUUGGCAGGUCGGUCCAUUCCUCAUUUGAAUUACAAUGCCAUUCCUAAUGUGAUAUAUACUCAUCCUGAGGUUGCAUCUAUCGGGCAGACAGAGCAAGACCUUUUGACUAACUCCAUUCCGUAUCGUGUAGGAAAAUUCCCGUUCGUAGGUAAUGCAAGGUCUAAAACUAUUGGAGAAGGAAUGGAAGGAUUUGUGAAAGUACUAACUGAUGCUGUCACGGAUCGCAUUUUGGGUGUUCACAUCAUUGGAAUGUAUGCAGGAGAGUUGAUAGCAGAGGCAGCCUUAGCAUUGGAGUAUGGAGCGAGUGCGGAAGAUAUUGCCCGUACAUGUCAUGCUCACCCUACGUUUGCAGAGGCAUUCAAAGAAGCUGCCUUAAUGGCCUAUGAUGGAAAACCAUUGAAUAUUUAA